Molecule: messenger RNA, 3129 nt
Organism: Papaver somniferum (opium poppy)
Lineage: Eukaryota; Viridiplantae; Streptophyta; Magnoliopsida; Ranunculales; Papaveraceae
Exons: 3
Coding region: 1-3129 (1042 amino acids)
Source: RefSeq, a predicted model, not a curated record
AUGUCGGCUGUUGUGAAUAAAGCUUGGAUGAAUGAACCAGACAUAUUUAGCAAAACAUAUAGAGAUGGGGUUAAAUUUUUUAUGAAUUAUGCAGUUACAUAUGGUAAUUCGGACACAACAUGUUCUUGCCCAUGCUCUAAGUGUCAAAAUGGGAAACGUUUGGAAAUGUGGGAAGUGAGGAAACAUCUUUCUGAGAAGGGUAUUGAUAGGAGUUAUGUUGUUUGGUUCUUUCAUGGAGAAAAAGAGGGUGAUAGUACGAUAAGACGUCCAAGUGGUAAUUUUAUACCAACUGAAAUGAAUGAUGAGCAAUCUAGAGAAGGUGUAAUAGAAGAUUUGGGUUCCUUUGUCGAUGCUGCUUAUGGAGUUUUUGAUCGGGGUGAUGGUGUUAGUGGUAAUGAAGAAGUUGAAACUGAAGAAUUUGUUCCUGAACCAGAUUUGGGGAAGCGAUAUUACAGGUACAAACAGUUGUCUGAAGACAAGUUGUAUCAUGGUUGUAAUACUAGCAUCCUAGCUGCAAUUGUGGAGCUGCACAAUGUGAAGAAAACAUAUAAGAUUUCAGCUAACUGUGUAAAUAGUUUGUUGGGUGUGAUAAAGGGUUGGUUGCCGAAAGGAAACAAUUUGCCAGUAAAAUACACAGCGAUGAAGUCGGUGCUCAAAGAUCUGGGGAUCAAAGAAAAGUCGAUUCAUAUGUGUGAGAAUCAUUGUAUUUUGUAUUACAAAGAGAAUGAAGAUUUGAAAAGCUGCCCGGAAUGCCUCGCACCAAGAUAUAAGGUUAAGGUUGAUAAAUUUGGGGAAGAGCUUUCAUCGAACGAGCCUUCCAAGGUAUUGAGAUAUUUUCCCCUUGGGACAAGGCUCAAGAGAUUAUAUACGGUACCUUGGAUAGCACGUGCAAUGACAUGGCACGAUCGAGCAGAAGUUUCUACAGAUUAUAUGCGUCAUCCGGUUGAUUCAUCUCAAUGGGAUUUAGUGAAGAAGAAGUUUCCUGAGUUCGAAAAUGAGGGCAGAAAUGUUUGGCUUGGAAUUGCAACUGAUGGAUUUAAUCCUCAUGGUAUGCAGUCUCUGAAUUAUAGUUGUUGGCCUGUGAUAGCGGUUGUGUACAAUCUUCCUCCUUCCUUGUGCAUGAAACCUGAGUUCCAAAUCAUUAAGAUGUUGAUUCCUGGGCCUAAGGCAUCGGGGCAAGAUAUUGAUGUAUGUCUCCAUGUGCUAGUAGACGAGCUGAAAGAUCUGUUUGAGAAUGGGAUAUCAGCUUUUGAUACACACAAAGAGGAAUCAUUUCAGCUGAGGGCUACUUUAAUGUUUGGUAUUCAUGACUUGCCAGCACAAGGUAAUAUGUCUGGAUGUACCACACACGGCUAUUUCGCAUGUGUACAUUGUGCAUACAAGACUCGAAGUGUGUAUCUGUUAUACGCAAGAAAGAAUGUUUACCCUAAUUAUCGGAUAUACCUCAGGGGUAAUCAUCCUUUAAGGAAGGGAGAGAACUUGGGAUUAGAAACUAAUGAAACUAAAAAUGCUCCAAAGCGACUGUCAGGAAAGAAGUCGUUGGAGAAACUAGCAAAUGUGACUUACAAACCUGGUAAAUUGGUAGUAAGAAGCAAGGCGCCGAAAAUAAAGAGAUAUGAUCCCGAUGCCGAUGAUGAUCCUGAUGGCGAUGGUGUUGACGAAGAACUUACCGGUGCAUUCUAUAAGGAGUCCAUCUUUUGGGAACUGAAGACCUAUCGUAUCCUGUAUUUCCGUCAUUGUGUAGAUGUAAUGCACACUGAGAAGAAUGUAAUGGAGCAUAUACUUGAGACGAUCUUUGAUAUUGGUAAUAAGUCUAUGAAAUCGUGGAAUGCAAGGGAUGAAUUGAAUAAGCUUGGCUUGCAUUGUGGACAGUGGACUACCAGUAAACCUUGGAGCGCAGUUUAUGGAAAACCAAUAUUUGUCUUAAGCAAAGCUGAGAAGGAAUCAUUUUGCAAGAUUCUUAAAUACCUCAAAUUCCCUUCUGGUUUGGCGUCGAACCUGAGCAACAAUGUUAAUACAAAGAAUUCAAGUUUCAGUAACUUCAAAUCCCAUGACUAUCACGUCAUUAUGGAGUAUUUGCUACCUGUUUGUCUUCAGCAUGCUUUUCCAAAGCACCCUGAACUGCGUCGCGCACUUCACCAGGUCAGUUUGUAUUUCAGAUUGCUUUGCUCCAAAGUCCUAAGCAAAAUUGUACUGCAAGAGGCUAAAUUCAUGGUUGCCGAGUCAAUGUGUGUGUUGGAAAAGUAUUUUCCAGCUUUAUUUUUCGAUAUAAGUGUUCACCUCAUGGUUCAUUUGGCUGAUGAAGCAUUGGUCUGUGGACCCGUUAGAUAUCGGUGGAUGUACCCCUUUGAAAGGGCAAUGAAGGAGUUCAAAAACAUUCCCAAUAACAAAAGAUACAUUGAAGGGUCUAUUAAGGAGAACAACCUCGUAAAUGAAGCAGUCACGUAUGCCAUGGAGUACAAGUCAAAGCCACGCGAUGGCAAUCACCAAGCCAGUUGGGAGGCCUUUCUCGGAGAAGAGUCAGAGUAUAGUGAUGUAGGUCCUAUGGGUAAAAAAGGAACGACAGUAAUGCUCUCUUCCAUGCAAUUUAUACAGAUACGGAGGUGGGUGCUUUUUCGAUGUAAUCCAGAUGGUCUUGCUGAUUAUUAUAGGUAUCAUGAAGAAAUAGAUGGUUGUCAAGACAGUGGUGUUUGCAUGACAGCAAACACCACAUUUAGGAGCAAGAAAGGCGAUAAAAAUCCCAAAACUAUAUUGACCAAGUGGUAUGGGGUUGUUAAUCAAAUUUUAGAGUUGUACUAUGGUCAAUUUACUGAAGUUGUGUUUUACUGUGACUGGGUGAAAGCUGGAAGUGGCAGCAAAAUUUGUCCGGACUCGGAUUUGGUUUUGGUGAAUCUGAAGAGAAUGAGGGAUUCCGAUAAUAUGAGGGACGAGCCUGCAAUUCUCGCUGAAGAGGCAAGUGGAGUGUUUUACUCCAAAGAUUCAAAAAAUGCUGAUUGGUGGGUUGUUAUCCAUUCACCCCAGAAGAUGAUGUGGGGAAUUGAUAAUUUGGAGAAACCCGAAGUUGGCAGUUUUCAACAACUAUUGUUAGAUGAACCAAAUUUACGCCCUUUUUUUACGUCCUUUGACUAA